AUGAUCAUUGCCGUAACAAAGGCGAAGGCGCGCGUGCUGGGCCCCGCGGACCUGUACGUGAAGGCGGGGUCGCUGGUGCAGCUGACGUGCGUCAUCAGCCAGGCGCAGACUCGGCAGCCAUUUCUGGUACCGGCGGCGGGGGAGAUGGGUGGACGCGGACCGCCCCGCCCCCGCCGCACGCGGGCGGCAGCGGCGGCCGCGGCGCGCCCCGGCCCGCCGCGCGCCGCCGCGCGUCGCCAUCCACACGAGUGGCGGGCCAGCUGUCGUCCACUGCGCUCGAAGGCGCUGCGCAGGCCUCGGCGACUCGGGCAACUACACGUGCGUGCCCACGCUGGCGGAGCCCGCCUCCGUCUUCGUGCACGUCAUCAACGUGUUCUCAUUUUUUGUCUUCAUGCACGACAUAAACGCUACGUGCGACUUAGCAUGUGGGUAUUGCUCAUCUUCUAUGUGCGCAGUAACAUUCGCAGUAACAGUUAG
Molecule: messenger RNA, 477 nt
Organism: Gryllus bimaculatus (two-spotted cricket)
Lineage: Eukaryota; Metazoa; Arthropoda; Insecta; Orthoptera; Gryllidae
Source: the annotation of a GenBank genome assembly